Messenger RNA from Nicotiana tabacum (common tobacco), 3071 nucleotides. NCBI's taxonomy places the organism in Eukaryota, Viridiplantae, Streptophyta, Magnoliopsida, Solanales, Solanaceae. The record is from RefSeq and is a predicted model, not a curated record.
UUUUUCACUCUUUUAAAUUGAAGUUCGUACUUACUUUUGUCGGUGGAAAGAUUUUUUAUAAAAUGUAAAAUGAUUUAAAAAAAAUCUAUUUACAAUAGACAACACUUACUCUAAAUUCUAUAUUUAUUUCUGCUUGUACUCAAAUUCAGUUCGUUUAGUUUUUAACAGUUAAAUUUUGUAUUAUUGAGCUGAAUAAGCCCAUUGACGGUUGAUUUAUCAAUUAUAGUUUAUUUAAAACUGUGUAUACUGCAGCAUCAGAAUGUAAACUUUUGGUUUAUUUAAUAAAAAAUCCACUUUUAAUGUUUUCAGCUUGCAGGAAUAUGCUUUUCUAACAUUUUCUGACGCCACCUGUUUUUCGUCCUUUAUAUCAAGAAACAAUACUCCCUUUCUUUCAAAAAGAAUAAACCUAUUUCUUUUUUAGUUAGUUUAAAAAAGAAUGCCCCUUCUUGGGAAAGAAUUCAAUCUUAAUGAGAUAAUUUAUAGCCACACAAAUAUUCAUAGAUUUUUUUGGAUCACAAGUUUCAAUUUUUUUUUUUCCUUAGACUCUGCCUAUAGUCAAAUAGGUUCAAACAAAUUGAAACGGAGGGAAUACUACUCCCUUUGUCCUAAUGUUGUUUGACCGAGUAUAAACAAAAAUUAAUACUUUUGAAAUUUGUGAUUUAAAAGGAGUCAUAGAUAUUUGUGUGACUAUAAAUACAAAAUGAGAAGCUUAAAGUUAAAUUCUUUCAUCAUUCUUCUCGGACAGACUAAAAAAAAUCACAUAUAUUGGGAUGGAGGGAGUAAUACGUUAGUCUAGAAUUUCUAUGCUGGAGCAGGUCUGGACAAUGUCAGAAAACAACAUAUUGGUUUUAUUUGAUAAAAAAAUUGUUUUUGAAGUUUUCAACUUGUAAGGAAUAUGCUUGUAAAUGGGUUUCUGUCAAUGUGAUGCCGCAUAUUUUUCAUCCUCUAUAUCAAGAAUAAUACUGACCCCAAUUUCUGUGGCGUAGUUGUUGCUUUUACUAUAUCAAGAUUAAUAAUGCGGUACUAGUAGAUUUUCUAUCUCUGGACCAGGUUUAUAAGCGCAAACCUUUUUACUGCUUAACCGCCAUUUAGAAGAUGCUUUGUCCUUCCUUGUUUCCCGAAUUAGCAGCUAUCCUGCUUAUCGAAGAGGCAAUGUUUGCUAAAUUUAGCAUAAAUGAGUUCCUGAUUAAAACUUAGACACGGGACAAGACACCCGAUAGUUACAGUCCUUUUAUGUUUUGGGAUCCGAAGCACGUGAAGCAUUAAAAAAAAUGCAAGCAUUAGACCAGUUCGUAUUUUGCUUAUACUAAUACAAAAUUUUGUCACCUUCUGUUUUGGCUGUCUAUAUGAUCAUUUCAAACAUGAAUUUAUACAUUUCUGUGUCUGAUCUUAUGGAUGCUUAUCAUUUUUCUCGGUAAAAAACUUUAUUAAGUGAGUUGUUAUUUUCUCCCUAGCUCCUUGCUUCUCAAAUGUUGGACGGAGAUAUGUGGCCUCGCCAUCUGUCAUUGUAAUAGGUGGUGGGAUGGCAGGCCUUACAGCUGCUCGUACUCUUCAGGAUGAGUCAUUUCAGGUUACAUGGCGUCUGCAAAGAGAAUCCUUUGGCACCUCUUAUUGGAAAAUUAGGACUGCCUCUCUAUCGUACAAGUGGUGACAAUUCAGUCCUGUACGACCAUGAUCUGGAAAGUUAUGGGCUUUUUGACAUGGAUGGAAAUCAAGUUUGUCAGGACUUAGUUGCAAAGGUUGGCGAGACAUUUGAGAGCAUUUUGAAGGAGACUGAUCAAAUUAGGCAAGAAUCCAGUGAAGACAUGUCUAUCAGUCGUGCUAUAUCAAUGGUUUUCGAAAGGAGACCCGAUUUAAGGUUGAGUGGCCUUGCUCAUAAGGUGUUGCAGUGGUACCUAUGCAGAAUGGAAGGCUGGUUUGCCGCGGAUGCAGAUACCAUAUCACUCAAGUGUUGGGACCAGGAAGAAUUGCUUCCUGGUGGGCAUGGUCUUAUGGUCCGGGGAUAUAAGCCUGUCAUCAAUACACUAGCAAAAGGGCUUGACAUUCGGUUAGGUCACAGGGUUACAGAAGUUGUUAGACGUUAUAAUGGUGUGAAGGUAACAGUUGAGGAUGGGAGUUCUUUUGUAGCCGAUGCUGCCAUUAUUGCUGUUCCACUUGGUGUUCUAAAAUCAAAUUGCAUCAAGUUUGAACCAAGAUUACCUGAAUGGAAGGAGGCCGCCAUUAAAGAACUUGGUGUAGGAAUUGAGAACAAGAUUAUUUUGCACUUUCAAGACGUGUUCUGGCCAAAUGUUGAGUUCUUGGGAGUAGUUGCAGAAAGCUCAUAUGAGUGCAGUUACUUUCUUAAUCUUCACAAGGCUACUGGCCAUCCUGUCCUUGUUUAUAUGCCUGCUGGACAACUGGCCCGUGAUAUCGGGGAACUAUCAGAUGAGGCUGCUGCUAAUUUCGCAUUUAAGCAACUUAAGAGAAUCCUUCCUAAUGCGACUGCUCCAAUUCAGUAUCUUGUUUCUCAUUGGGGUACAGACACAAACUCACUGGGAUCAUAUAGCUAUGAUACAGUUGGGAAGCCCCAUGAUCUAUAUGAAAGGCUGAGAGUACCAGUGGAUAACCUAUUCUUUGCUGGGGAGGCAACGAGUUCAGAUUACCCAGGUUCUGUACAUGGUGCAUAUUCAACUGGAUUGCUGGCUGCUGAGGAUUGCAGGAUGCGUGUCCUGGAGCGACAUGGAGAGUUGGAUAUUUUCGAGCCCGUCAUGGGUGAGGAAACACUUAUUCCCAUUUUGAUUUCCAGAUUGUAACUCGUAGGUUCCGAUAUACAGAAACAGAAACACUAUGAAUUAGUUGCCAUAUGGGAUUGAGUUGACACAAUGUGGCUGGCUGCUUAACGAUAAAUUAUUGAAAUCACACGGUUUUUAAAUGAAAUUUCAGCAUCAGAUAACAUGAGUAGUCUCUCCCCGGUGAACUAGGUAAUAGAGGACAUUUUUGUAAUAUGGUGCUAUAGCUGUGAAUUGCAGCUUGUAGUGACACUGAGUUUAUACCUCUGAAUUUUUGUGGUUAAGAAGAUUAUUUUAUGAAUA